Harmonia axyridis is the source of this 1252-nucleotide messenger RNA. Its product is annotated as cyclin-dependent kinase 20-like. The coding region runs from base 16 to 1074 and encodes 352 amino acids. The transcript has 5 exons. Gene Ontology annotation, molecular function: ATP binding; cyclin-dependent protein serine/threonine kinase activity. The record is from RefSeq and is a predicted model, not a curated record. Lineage: Eukaryota; Metazoa; Arthropoda; Insecta; Coleoptera; Coccinellidae. Gene Ontology annotation, cellular component: nucleus. Gene Ontology annotation, biological process: protein phosphorylation.
GUUGCCUAGGAAACCAUGGAAUAUAAAUAUUACGAACUUCAAAAUGCUGUGUAUUCGACCUGGUUAAAAGACGUGAGAUGCCAAAUCAUGGAGGAUUUCAGACCGCUCGGCAGGGCGGGGGAAGGAGCACAUGGAUUUGUCUUCAAAGCGAUGGAUAAAAAGACCCAUAAAAUCGUAGCCCUGAAGAAAAUUGGUUUCAACCCUAACCAUCCUAUGCCCAAGAACACAAUGAGGGAAAUUUGCGCUCUUAAAGUUCUGAAAUCUUCUAAUAUAGUUGAACUUUACGAUAUUCGCGGUGUUGAAAGUUCUGUGGUGCUUGUGAUGGAAUACCUACCAUGCAGCUUGACUGAUGUGAUUGGUUUUGUUGAAUGUCCGAUCAACAUAUCGCAAAUUAAGACGUACAUGAAGAUGUUCCUCUGUGGAGUCAAUUUCAUGCAUAAAAACCACAUAAUGCACAGGGAUCUGAAACCUUCCAAUCUGCUGAUAAGCCAUUCAGGCAUCUUGAAGAUUGCAGAUUUUGGCCUCGCUAGGAUAUAUAAGAAGAGCGAUUUGAGAACUUACUCUCACCAGGUAGCCACUAGAUGGUACCGCGCUCCAGAAUUGCUUUACGGAUCCAGAACUUACACCCUUAAGAUUGAUAUUUGGUCUGUUGGUUGCAUUCUUGGCGAGAUGUUGAACAAAAAACCGCUCUUUUGUGGAGAGACGGACAUUGAGCAGCUGGCUAUUGUUUUGGGCACCUUGGGUACUCCAGACGAAGAAAUUUGGCCUGGCGUCACCAGCCUACCGGAUUAUAAGAAGAUUUCGUUCUCUCAUACUAACCCGAAACCUUGGAACACCGUUGUACAUGGUGCUGACGAGUCGACGCUGGAUUUGGUAGCUUCUAUGUUACAGUAUAAUGAGGCCGAGAGGCCACAAGCCGAAGACGCAUUGAGUCAUGAUUUCUUCUUUGUAUCUCCAAGGCCUGCUCCAAUGAAAGAGAUGCCACCCAUAGGUAAGAUCAAGAUGAAGAUGAACGAAAAAUUGUCGAGUUUUGAACACGUAUUUGAAAAUUUUCCGCACUCCAACUUGGGGUAGUAGAGGAGGAAGGUUUUGGAGUAACUGUCUUCACAAACUUGGAAAAUUCGAAAGGAAAAAGAAGCCAUCUAUACAAAAACAUCUUUAUUGAAUGUUUCGUCAUACUACAAUCGAAAAUAAAUUAUUUUUUUCAUUAUUUACUAUGUGAAUUCUUUUAUAUUAAAAUUUGUUGGUUGUA